Daldinia loculata is the source of this 1070-nucleotide messenger RNA. RefSeq lists its product as uncharacterized. Gene Ontology annotation, cellular component: anaphase-promoting complex. The transcript is spliced from 2 exons. The coding region runs from base 112 to 750 and encodes 212 amino acids. NCBI's taxonomy places the organism in Eukaryota, Fungi, Ascomycota, Sordariomycetes, Xylariales, Hypoxylaceae. The record is from RefSeq and is a predicted model, not a curated record. Gene Ontology annotation, biological process: anaphase-promoting complex-dependent catabolic process.
CGACAACCCUCAGAUCAGCGCAACACUACGAGCAAAACGAAAGACCAAAGCCAACACUAUAGCAACCGAGACCCUCACCAAAAAGAAAAUAACCAAAAAACCAAACACACAAUGCUCCGUCGCCCACCAACAACGCUUACCCUCACCGCCGAAGAUGUCGCCGCGUACGAAGACCGCCGCUUCGCAGCCAUGCAAGCCCAAUCGCAAAACCAGACAAGCUCACGUGCUCCCUCUCACCCAUUACAACCGCAACCUACCGCAAUGGACACUUCUUCCUCGUCCGUAACUCCGUCGCCGCCACGAAUCGAAGACGACGAAGAUAUGCAAGACAUGGACGUAGACGCAGACGUAGACGCAGACGUAGACGCGGACGCAGACGAAGCCGAUACAAGCGACCCCUUCGUAAUGGCGCCCCGCCGCGCCGCCCGCGAACAAUUCAGCAGGCGCGAGCAGUCACCCGGCCAGGCACGCGCCGCAUACCUUCAGCAAAUGCGAGCAUCACGGAGCCAACACACCACUCCAACCGCACCAGCCCCCUCGACACGAAUGCAGCGGAUCACGGGCGCGAGCGGGAAUACAGGGCAGACAGGAAGGACGGCGGGGACGGCUCGAUCAGCGACCAGCAGACAGGGAAGCACGGAGCCAACUACCGCGGCCCCGUCACAAGCACCGCGUAUGAUGACGCGGAGUAGAGAAGAGCGGAUAGGUAUUGCGGGGUCGACGGCGGGGACGGGGUCGAGACGGCGUUAGGACCCUGCCAUUGCGAUCAUCCGUUAAUUUUUGCGUUGCUGGUGUGGGCAUGGCGUAAUCUGGCUGUUGCUUCUUACCUUUUAAGGAUUAAGGAACUGGAUCAUAUGGGAAUGGGGGCAAUGACUAAGGACACACUUGAUUUGAUAUGCUAGCUAUGCUAGAAAGAGCGAAAUAACUUCCAAUAUAUAUAAGAUACACACAAACACUCUCGCAGCCCCCGUGCAAGUAUCGCUAGUCCAGCAUUUUCACCAUCGUUCAACACCAAAUCCAACAUGCUGAGCUCACCAUAACCACAACAGCCAUCUUAUCUAUCUACCCUC